CCCUUCUUCCCCCCUGGGAAGGGGGGCGUGGAGGGAGCCGGGAUCAGCCAGGGGCCAGCAUGAGCCUGAGGGAGGGAAGUCUGGAAGACCCCCAGGCUGACUCCUCAGUCUCAUUCCUUCCUCACUUGGAGGCCAAGAUCCGUCAGACACACAGCCUUGCCCGCCUCCUCACCAAAUACGCUGAGCAGCUGCUCCAGGAAUAU
Molecule: messenger RNA, 203 nt
Organism: Chinchilla lanigera (long-tailed chinchilla)
Lineage: Eukaryota; Metazoa; Chordata; Mammalia; Rodentia; Chinchillidae
Gene: Ctf1
Product: cardiotrophin 1
Source: RefSeq, a predicted model, not a curated record